Messenger RNA from Eurypyga helias (sunbittern), 1289 nucleotides. RefSeq names its product PAP associated domain containing 5 (gene TENT4B). NCBI's taxonomy places the organism in Eukaryota, Metazoa, Chordata, Aves, Eurypygiformes, Eurypygidae. Gene Ontology annotation, cellular component: nucleolus; TRAMP complex. The annotation marks the transcript as partial. Gene Ontology annotation, biological process: RNA 3'-end processing. The record is from RefSeq and is a predicted model, not a curated record. Gene Ontology annotation, molecular function: poly(A) RNA polymerase activity; mRNA binding. The transcript is spliced from 7 exons.
AAAUACCCUGUAUUGCCAUAUCUAGUUUUAGUAUUGAAACAGUUCCUGUUGCAGAGGGACCUUAAUGAAGUAUUUACAGGUGGAAUUGGUUCUUACAGUCUUUUUUUAAUGGCUGUCAGUUUCCUUCAGCUGCAUCCCAGGGAAGAUGCCUGUAUGCCCAAUGCCAACUAUGGUGUUCUUUUAAUAGAGUUUUUUGAAUUAUAUGGACGUCACUUCAAUUAUCUGAAGACUGGAAUCCGAAUAAAGGAUGGUGGCUCGUAUGUUGCCAAGGAUGAAGUGCAAAAAAGCAUGCUGGAUGGCUACAGACCAUCAAUGCUGUACAUCGAAGAUCCGUUACAGCCAGGUAAUGAUGUCGGGAGGAGUUCAUAUGGUGCCAUGCAAGUGAAACAGGCUUUUGAUUAUGCCUAUGUUGUUUUGAGCCAUGCGGUUUCCCCAAUAGCUAAAUAUUAUCCUAACAACGAAACAGAAAGUAUAUUAGGUAGAAUAAUUAGAGUAACGCAGGAAGUGGCCACGUACAGAGACUGGAUAUCAAAGCAGUGGGGGAUGCAGAGCAGGACGGAGUCUUCGUGUAACGGUAACGGAGUAACCUUGAUAGUAGAUACGCAGCAGCUAGACAAAUGCAACAAUAAUCUUGCUGAAGAGAAUGAAGCACUGGGAAAACCUAGAAAUAAAACUUCAGAAACACUUAGUAAACAUUCUUCAAAUUCUUCGUCAGGUCCUUUAUCAUCAUCAUCCUCUACACUGUCCAGCUCUAGUGAUGUAGAUUCUGAUGGAACACCUUGCAAAACCUCUAAACAACUGAGUUGUCGUCAGUCUACCACGAACAGAGUGGGGUCACAAGAAGCGUCACUGGAAUCCUCCCAGUCAAGUGGGAAAACACAAAGUAGCCAAACAGCCAAUACAUCCAGCAACACGAACAAAUCGCAGCACGGAUCUGCACGGCUGUUUCGCUCUUCUAACAAAGGCUUCCAAGGUCCAACAAACUCCAGCCACGGUACCUCAGUCACAAACAAACAGCAUCAAGGCAGCAAAUCCCACCACCAGUUUUUCCACGGCAAAAAGAGGAAACACAAGAGGGAUGCGGCCCUCUCAGACCUUUGUAGAUAGUUGCCUAUCUUAUGACUGUUCUUCUGUGUGCAAUGAUCUCAUGCGACAGGAUGGUUUGAUAGUGACUCCUUGGAUCUCUUCCGGAGCGUCAGACUGUUCAGACAUUGAUUAGCAACUGCAUUUUUUUUUCCCAGCUCGCCACGGAACGGAUCAUGAAGAUUGAUCACUGCAAAAAAAAAAAA